Molecule: messenger RNA, 1361 nt
Organism: Ictalurus furcatus (blue catfish)
Lineage: Eukaryota; Metazoa; Chordata; Actinopteri; Siluriformes; Ictaluridae
Gene: med28
Product: mediator complex subunit 28
Exons: 5
Coding region: 427-1053 (208 amino acids)
Cellular component (GO): mediator complex
Source: RefSeq, a predicted model, not a curated record
CAUACUGUAGCUAACUACAAACUGCAUGCAAAAAUCAUCUGUCUUGCUCAUUUUAACUACAAAUCAACUGUGUUCUUGCUAAAUAAUAUAUCUAGAGGGAACGGUUGUGUGUAUAAAUUACAUGCAUCUACUUCAUGUGGCAAUAAACAAACAAACAAACAAACAAACAAACAAAUAAAGUUGCCAGUACACGAAAUAUCCGCUAGGGGACAAUACACUACACAUUCGCCUGGUAGCAAUUCACUCACUAUCCACUAGGGACAGUACACUAUACAUUCUCCUGGUAGCAAUUCACUCAAUAUCCACUUGGGGCAGUACACCACACAUUCGCCUGGUAGCAAUUCACUUAAUAUCCACUAGGGGGCUGUACACUAAAUAUCCGUUAGAGGGAAGGUACAGUAAACAGUGAACAAAUAACAGUCCAAGAUGGCGUCCUCCAUGGGUGGAAUGUUCCCGGGACAACAACAACAGCAGCAGCAGCAGCAACAACAACAACAACAGCAGCAGCAGCAACAGCAGCCUCCCGGCGCGCAUCCACCGCCUCCCGGUCCCGGAGCUCCGGGAAGCAGAGCUUCAGGCAACACUUUAGUCGAUGACCUGGAAGCUUCUUUCGAAGCAUGUUUUGCAUCAUUAGUCAGCCAAGACUAUGUGAACGGGACAGACCAAGAGGAAAUCAGAACAGGUACCACCCAACUUGGUUAUGAUAAGAACACUGGUUAUAAAAGAGAGUCAGAUGUUAUUGGGGUUGACCAGUGCAUACAGAGGUUUCUUGACGUAGCCAGACAGACCGAAUGCUUUUUUCUUCAAAAGAGGCUCCAGCUGUCAGUACAGAAACCAGAGCAGGUGGAGAAAGAGGACAUAUCAGAGUUGAGGAACGAGCUCCAGAGGAAGGAAAUGCUGAUACAGAAGCACCUGACCAAGAUUCAUCACUGGCAGCAGGUGUUGGAGGACAUUAACGUCCAGCACAAAAAGCCUACAGAGCUACCACAGGGGCCGCUGGCCUUUUUAGAACAAGCCUCAGCUAACCUGCCCGCACCCAUGAAACCCAACUGAGCAGUGCCUGUGAUGGUGCGCGUCUUCAUUGGAGUAUUUUUAAUAACGUGUUUAAAGUUCUGAUGCAACAUUGGCCUGUAUAAAUCCAGUGCUCUGGUGAGAUUAUCAUUCACUGUCUGGAUAGUAAUUAAAACUUCUAACCGAGAGGGAACUUUCUCAACUGAAAUGGCUUUUGGUUAUGAUCGUGUAGUUCUGUUCAGAGCACUGGAGUCAAGAUUCUGAUAAAUACAUACUGUAUACAAUACUAAACAUCAUGUGGGGUACAGUUUAAGAAGGGUGAGUGUUGGAAUAAAUGUCUACAUUUUGUA